Molecule: messenger RNA, 6929 nt
Organism: Porites lobata
Lineage: Eukaryota; Metazoa; Cnidaria; Anthozoa; Scleractinia; Poritidae
Source: the annotation of a GenBank genome assembly
AUGCUGCUGUUGCUGUUAGAUAUCGGUGCAGAUCCAAAGCUAGCAAACAAAAAUGGUCAAACACCACUGGACAGCUGUGAAACUGACGAGGCUUGUAUGAUCCUGUCCGAGAAAAGAGGACUGAGUGCCAUGAACGUCGACGUCGGAGAUGUAAGUAAUAUUAACAUAUUAUAAUUUUGUAAAAUCAUUCAGUUCUUUGUCACGAAAUGAGAGAGUACUUACUUCCGAGUCAAUAUGUUGUGUUUAUGAAAAUACGCCUCGCUUGUCUGUCCGUCCCUGUCUGAACGCCUGGAACUGCCUGAAAUUCUAAAGUCGUCUCUGUUUGAAUGAAACGAUCCAUUUCAUUGAUAGUGGCAUGUACAGAAGGCUCAUAGAUUAUGCUAUAUGAUAUAAUAAGAGGGGGCACGUGUAGUUUUAAAGUGGCCCAAUUGUUACUCCGGCCAAUUUACUGACUAAGAACUGUUAUGAACCGUUCGAUUGGGUCCGUGCACGGUUCGGCCAACCCUUUUUUUAAAUUUUCUGUUCCAUGUUGAGCAAACAGAAAGAUAUGAAAUUGACAUCUUUUUCGAUUAAUUAGUUUGCAAUGUUACAAGUGUCUAAAUUGCUUUUGCUUUAAAAGCACCUUUUUAUUGAAAUUUUAUAAUAUGACGGCGCCAAAUAAUUUUUGCACUUAAAAAUAAUGGUAAAAUCUCCAAAAAUUGCCAAAAUUCCAGAAGUCCUUGUUUUUUUCUUGAAUCCGUAAAUCUUAUCCCCCCAUAACAAAAAUUACUCAAUAUCUUCUUUUUACUGUUUUAUGCUAUUUUUUUCUAAAAAAAGAUAAACAAAAUUUGACUUCCGUUUUAUCGUUUUUUGUUUUUUCGAAAGAAGAAACACAAAAAACGAAAAACGAAAUUCGACUUCCGUUUUAUCGUUUUUCCAUUUAUGUACAAACAAACACAAAAAAACGAAAAACGAAAAAUAACUUCCGUUUUAUCGUUUUUCCUUUUAUGUACGAGAAAACAAAAAAACAGAAAAACAAAAAUCGACUUCCGUUUUAUCUUUUUUCGUUUUUUGUACGAACAAACACAAAAAAACGAAAAACGACAAAUGACUUCCGUUUUAUCGUUUUUCCUUUUAUGUACGAGAAAACACAAAAACGGAAAAACAAAAAUCGACUUCCGUUUUAUCUUUUUCUUUUUAUCUACAGACAAACACAUAAAACGGAAAAACAAAAAUCGACUUCCCUUUUAUGGUUUCUUGGUUUUUCAAAGAACAGACACAAAAAACGGGAAAACGUUAGCCGACUUCCAUUUUAACGUGUUUCAGUUUUAUUAACGACCAAACACCAAAAACGGUAAAAUGAUAAUUGACUUCCCUUUUCGUUGCCACUUAGGGCAGCCGACUAUGUUGGUGCGCAUGCGUUACUUGAAGCGAAUGCCACUCUUACCGGCUCAGAAUCCGCGAUAGGUCGGUUCCGUAGGACGGGCUGAUCCGUCAGUGAGAGAUCGACAGGCCUCCUGGCAACCACCCGCUAUAAGGCUAGCCCAAUCGAUAUUGAAACGCAAAUUUCCUUCCGUAGAUAAGCCUCUCCGAAUAUAAGCCCCUCCAAAAAUAAGCCCCUCAAAAAGGGCCUUUGAAAAAUAUAAGCCCCCGGGCUUAUUUUCGGAAUUUUACAGUAUGCUACGAUAUUACACACUACCUGAAUCUAAUAUUAUGAAGGGGAGCUACAAUCACCUCAGUAAUUGCAGGUGUAACCACAUUAUGAAUAUCAACAUAACGCCGUAUGCCAUUCGUGGCACAAAAUCGCCUGACACUCCUUUCAGAUAGUCCAUUCACUGCUGGAUGCUGUUGUCUUGGAAUAUCAGCUACUUCUUUUGUGUUUUGCCUUGCUCUUCAACAAGCUCCUUCACGUAGCGAGCAGUAACUACGUUUUCCAUCCCCGCCAUUUUUGAAGGACCCGCGAAAAAAGACACAUACCAGGGUUAUAAAUACUGCUGACCAACAACACCUAGACGAGUUUCCGAAUUGAACCACCAACCCCCACUCAAACCCAUCCCCCCCACCCCUCCUCGACCCCUCUCUUUCCCAGCUCUUUGUUCACUUAAAGAGCCAGAGAAAACGAAAAAAAAAACAGAAACGAAAAAUUAGGUUAUAUCCAGCUCUUUUUUACAUUGAUUGGUCGUACUUACAAAGAACGAUAGAACGGAAGUCAGUUUCCGUUUGUAUGUUUUUGUUUGUUUUAGUACAUAAAAGGAAAAACGAUAAAAAGGAAGUCAUUUGUCGUUUUUCCGUUUUUUGUGUUUGUUCGUACAAAAAACGAAAAAAGAUAAAACGGAAGUCGAUUUUUGUUUUUCCGUUUUUUUGUUUUCUCGUACAUAAAAGGAAAAACGAUAAAACGGAAGUCAUUUUUCCUUUUUCGUUUUUUUGCGUUUGUUUGUACAUAAAUGGAAAAACGAUAAAACGGAAGUCGAAUUUCGUUUUUCGUUUUUUGUGUUUCUUCUUUCGAAAAAACAAAAAACGAUAAAACGGAAGUCAAAUUUUGUUUAUCUUUUUUUGGAAAAAGAUAGCAUAAAACAGUAAAAAGAAGAUAUUGAGUAAUUUUUGUUAUGGAGGGAUAAGAUUUACGGAUUCAAGAAAAGAAACAAGGACUUCUGGAAUUUUGGCAAUUUUUGGAGAUUUUACCAUUAUUUUUAAGUGCAAAAAUUAUUUGGCGCCGUCAUAUUAUAAAAUUUCAAUAAAAAGGUGCUUUUAAAGCAAAAGCAAUUUAGACACUUGUAACAUUAUAAACGAAUUAAUCUAAAAAGAUGUCAAUUUCAUAUCUUUCUGUUUGCUCAACAUGGAACAGAAAAUUUAAAAAAAGGGUUGGCCGAACCGUGCACGGACCGUCAAGUUAUUACUAGCACAUUUUUGUAAAUAUCUUUCGCCUGCGGGGGAAAGGGAGUUUUCCCAAUUUCCUGUUUCAUUUUUUCCCUCGCAUCGUCUCUGCCAUUUUUUUUGCCCCCUUCCACUAAACAGAGAGCCUGGGUACCAGGCUACAUAAGUACCGUUUUCGUGACGGAUUUAUGACAGAUCGUGGUUUAGAAGCUGCUAAUAAAAAAAGAAAAACAGUUUAAAUAGUUUAGGAUAUAGUACGAUUAUUGUACUAAAUUACUUUGGUAUCAUCUGAGGAGGCAUGUCUUGCUCUGUUCUCAAAGGCUGGAAAACUCGGAAGUGGAAAUGAACGAUUUGUUCCUGGAACAGAAAAAGAUGCUAAUGAAAACACGCAAAAGGAGACUGAAACAAAGGAAAAAUCAGGUAUAUAAGAGAAUCUAACCAAGGGAACAAUUGGUUAAGACGAAUAAUUGUACCCAGGAUCAUUGAGCUCCACUGAUGAGCCGUUUAAGGUGCCAUUUUAGGUGAGGUGAAAAGAGAGAGUGUGUUUUAAAAAAGAGAGACUGGGGCCUACGGCCCCAUAUGGCGGAUCCCUCAUCGUUCAAGACAGUAGAAGAUAUUUGGACUGUUCUCACAGUCAUGGACUCAAUACACGUAUGAUUAACAAAAAAUAAACAACAACAAAAACAGUCACACGAAAUGUAAUUUUUGUUUUUAAACGAAAGAAAAAUAAGUCCAGCCCAUGAGUGUAACCAAGAGAACAACAGGAUAGGAGACUGAAAGUAAAAAAUAUUAAACAUUCAAGCAACAUACCAGGUACAUUAUCAUGUUGAGAUCAAAUACUUUGGGUCUAAAAUUAAAAUAAAUCAAUUUAAAUUGAGAGGAAUCCCCCUAAGAAAUGAGGCAACUAUAGAAGAUUCAGUCUCUAAGUUUGAUCCUCUCUACACAGUAAUUUUCAAGGAGUUAUAAUAACUCCUUUAGUGGAGUUAUUUUUUGGGGAGUUAUUUUAACACCAAAAAGGAGUUUAAAGAACUGUUUUUCAGGAGUAAAAGUGACCCCAGAUAUUGAGGAGUAAAAGUGACCCCAGAUAUUGAGGAGUUAAAAUAACCCCAAAAAAGGAGUUAUCCUGUACCUAAAAUUUUUACUCCACUUUCAGAGUUAAAUUAACUCCAAAAAGAGUAAAAACAACCCACGUAAGGAGUAAAAAUAACCCCAUUUCGGAGUUAUUUUAACUCCAGACAGGGAGUAAAAAGAACCCUUUUUCAGGAGUAAAAAUGACCUCAAAUUCGGAGUUAUAUUAGAAGUUAAAGCAACCCCCAAAAAAGGGGUUAUCCUGUACCUAAAAGUUUUAGUUCACUUUUGGAGUUAUAAUAACUCCCUAAAAAUUACGAUGUAGAUGUUACACUAACGUCACUGAGCGUGAAACCAUAGAAAAUCGUCUCUUUUUCAUGCUGUGAGGCGAAGCAGAAAAUGGCUUUCUUCUAUCUUUAUUUCCUUAAGGACAAUUGAUGGAGUUGAGACAGCUGUUGGAUAGUGUCCAAGAGCAACUAAGUCAGAAAGACGGACAACUGAGGGAAGCGACAAAACAACUGGCAAAUGUUCAAGGGCAACUACAGGAGAGAGAUGGAGAAUUGAGGCAGAUGACACAACAGUUUACAAAUGUUCAAGGGCAACUGGAAGAGUUGUCGCAACAGUUGACAAAUGCUCAACGACAGCUACAAGAAAAAGAUGAAGAAAAUACCACCAUGGAGGAACAACUGAGAACAAAACAACAAGAAGUGAAUGAACUGGAAAUAUCUCUUUCAACAGCUCAACUAGCGUUAAGUGAACGUCCACGACAACAGUCACCUGACUGGGUCAUUUCACGCGAUCAAAUUCAGCUGACAGGGAAAUGCAUUGGUAAAGGAGGCUGGGGAUGUGUUGUCGAAGGCAAGUAUUGUGGCUGCACUGUUGCCGUGAAACAGAUUUACGAGGUGCUUCUGAACCUUUCCUCUCAUAACAGAGAAAUGUUUGAGCGGGAAAUGAGCAUUGCUUCAAAAUGUCGCCAUCCUUGUUUGCUGCAAUUCAUCGGAGCAACAAACGACGAAGGAAGUCCUUUGUUCGUGACAGAGCUCAUGGAAACGAGUUUGCGAAAAUUGCUGGAGCAGCGAUCUCUUUCUACAGUUGAAGUGGCCGUUAUUUCUCUGGAUGUGGCUCGUGCAUUGAAUUACCUGCACCAAAAGAAACCACGCCCCAUCAUCCACCGUGAUAUCAGCAGCGCCAAUGUGUUGCUAUGGCGACAAGCGGACCAAUGGCGAGGCAAAGUGUCGGAUUAUGGUGCUGCUAAUUUCAUGCAACACACCUUGUCAGUUUGUCCAGGUGCUGCAGUAUACAGUGCUCCUGAAGCACUUACUAAAAAUCAGACUGUGAAGGUAUGUCGUCUGCUAAACUUAAAUCUUCAAACAAAGAGCCCGUUCACAGGCUAAUUUAGAAUAUUGAAUCCCUGCGAUAUACCGAAGGAGAAAGACCCAAGGGCUAAGAGAUGCAUUUUAUGGCUGUUAAAAAGUAGAGAAAACGUUUCCGUUCUGAUUUUGUGAUUUGGGGAUACUUAUUUCUAUCAAAAAGUGUUAUAAAAUGGUAAGGGGGUGGACCUCUGUGGGAUUAACCCUUAACUCUCUUCCUUAGUAACCACGUUCGACAUAUAUAUCGUCCUGAUGUAUUGUGUGGUAAGUUUUAGUGACCUUAGGCCUUGAUCGCGUAAUCAUCUAGAAUCAUCAAAUAAUACAUCCUUGAAUAUUGUACUUGGCCUCCACUCUUCGUUUCGCCUCCGAUAAUCGCACAACCUCUGGGCGGACUCGCCGGUAAAAAACUUUGCUGAGUAACCCCCUCCCACCCGAGUAGACAGUCGAGACCAAAGACCGAAGAUGUGAGUAUUUGAGUAAACAGUGAAAGAUUUUCGUGGUCGAGUUCCGGCCUCGAGUGCUGGGUGGAAUAAAGAAUAGUACAUAAAAGAUCUAUUUGUGGUUUUACAACAAUCUGAAUCUUCUUUAGGAAUUAGACCUAUGCCCUAGGAUGGAUUACUAACUUUGAAAGUGGUUUGUGUGUACAAAAGAGUCAAAUGAUACAUAAGGUGAUAAGAAUUGGUGUAGAACUGAAAGUCUUGUUAUCUAAAUGUAUUUAUAUUUUUAAUUGUUAUCGUUUAUUUUUCGUCUUCAGGUUGAUGUGUACAGUUUUGGUGUUCUUAUCUGCGAGAUUUGCAUCGGGAAACUACCAAAUCCUGAGAGGCGUGCCGAGCAAGUCGCCAUGAUGAAAAACAAAGUGCUAAGAGCUCUCAUUCGUAGAUGUUUACAAGACAAUCCUCAAGACAGACCUAGUAUGGAAGACGUUAUUAGUGAACUAGAAAAACUAGUUUAAGAAGGGCUUGAUAGGAUCUGUUCUAUAUUUUGUUCUAUUUUCAGUUAAUGGUUUUUUCUUAAUACAGAGGGAGUGAACUUCUGAAGAGAUAGGAGGAAGCCCCCCGCCAUCACCUCUACCAGACCCCAGUCAUGACACGUACGGGUGACAAGUAAAACGUGACUUGCGUGGGGAACAAGAACCGAGAUAUAUUCUGCGUUGUCAUUCUCACGCUACACGUAGUAUAUUCGGUGAAACAAACUCCAUUUUAUCUUUCGCGUCAUUUUUUUUGUGGUAAAUUUAGCACGUCAGAUUUGACGAGUACGCUGAUGCGUUUCUGCCGGUAUGUGCGUUGUGGUUAAAUUUUUUCUUUGGCUUAAUUUUUAUUUUCCUUUGUUCCAAACUCAUUAUCAUACAUCACCAUGCUUAAAAAUAAAGGAAAAAUAUAAAUUUAACCAAGGAUAAAAUAACCACAACAUACACGCUCCUGUUCUAUAAACGUGCUAGAAGACAGUGUGGUCAUGAAUUUGGUGAGCGCGUUAGACUCGCAAUCCGGAGGUGGCAUGUUUCAACCCGCAUCCGGAGGUCCCGAGUCCCGCCAUAACCAUUAGAUAGGUCGGUUUAACGGUUCUCCUCAGUUGAACUCCUCGAUCCCGCUUGUAAAUAACUAACUGGUUUGCCUCCUUCCAAGUUAGGUCUUAAUCGUG